Dunckerocampus dactyliophorus (ringed pipefish) is the source of this 2348-nucleotide messenger RNA. RefSeq names its product lengsin, lens protein with glutamine synthetase domain (gene lgsn). Lineage: Eukaryota; Metazoa; Chordata; Actinopteri; Syngnathiformes; Syngnathidae. Gene Ontology annotation, molecular function: glutamine synthetase activity. Gene Ontology annotation, biological process: lens morphogenesis in camera-type eye. The transcript is spliced from 4 exons. The coding region runs from base 118 to 2202 and encodes 694 amino acids. Gene Ontology annotation, cellular component: cytoplasm; membrane. The record is from RefSeq and is a predicted model, not a curated record.
ACAGCCGGAUGUAGAGGAUUGUGUUGUGCCGGAAAGGCAGGGAGCAAAUGGAAGUUUGUAGCGGGUCACCAUUGUAGCAAUUGUGUAUAAAAAUUAAUGUGCCAGUGAGGAUCUCACAUGAAGGCCAUCAAAGUCCAAAAUAGUGUUGAUGAAAGAGCACAAAUGAAUGAGUCGGAAGAGUCCGAGGGUCUGUGUAGGAGAAAAGACCAAAUAGAUGGCACAGGGAUGAGCAUGGAGAGCAGGAAGGGAGUGAGGGUGACGGGAAAAUACAUUCCUCCUGUAGAUUGGGUGACCAGACGAGGACCCAACAUCAUCCAAGCUCCCUGUAGCUCCAUCCCACCUCCAGACCUCUCCGUCGCCUCGGUUGGAUCUCUACGUCCCAAGUCCACUGAGCCAUUUUAUGACCAUGGGAUGGACAAACCAGACCUGGAGGACUGGAUACAGGAAGCUAACCCUCAAAAUAGGGGUCGGUAUGGUGAGGCAGGACUAGCCAGGCAGACUGUAGAGGAGCUGAAGACCCUGCUGAGGGACAGUACUGCACACAACCCUCCGGGGGGCCUUAACUCUUACCCGCACGGUGGUGGCCGUGGCGGGUGGGCUCGGCCUAGCAUGCAGCAGGACGACGUUAACCCACAGAGAGCAUUCAGGACCUUCAAACCUCAACCCGAUGCUUCCAGAAAGGGGCCCACAUCCACAGAGAGCACUUCUAUUCAGCCGCCUCCCUCCAUGGAUUCAUCCAGCUCGUUCACGGCUGAGACCAACACAAAAAGGCAGCCGGAAUUCCGGACUCACAAAUGCGACAGCAGCGGUUCCUGUGGGGAGACUAAAGCUCUUCACUCAGAAAACGGAAACGAGGCCAUAGACAUCUCAGGGAAUCAAAGGUUCAUCUCCACCAUGGAGCAGAUCAAGCAACAGAUCGCCAGAGAGAACAUCAACUUUGUGCGCUUUGAGGCCACAGACCUACAUGGAGUGUCCAGAUCCAAGACUGUGCCUGUCCGCUUCUUCCAUGAAAAGGCCGUGUAUGGAGUGGCGAUGCCAAGGAGCUACUUGGAGCUUACACUGAGUCCGAAGAGUAACGAAGUGGAUCAUGCUAAUGCUGCCAACUUCAGCAGCGACAUCCUCCUGAUCCCUGACCUUUCCACAUUCAGGAUCCUACCCUGGGCUGAACAGACUGCCAGGGUCAUCUGCGACCCCUGCACGGUGACAGGAAAUCCCCUUCGCACAUCGCCUCGCCUCAUCGCCAAGCAGCUUCUAGGCCAGCUCCAAAGCCUGGGCUUCUCCCUGCACGCCUCCUUUACCUACGAGUGCUGCGUCCUGGGAGCGCCAGACCGGAUUGGACCCAAGACACUCCUGUUUCCUGCCACUACCCUACUGAGCAACCACGACCUGCCUUUCUUCCAGCAGUUGGUGGACAGUAUGUACUGCAUGGGUGCCGACAUUGACAGCAUGGCUUCGGCCAGUGGGCCUGGUCAGAUGGAGAUUAACCUGCGGCCAGAGUUUGGGAUCGCAGCCGCAGACAGCGCCUUCACCUUCCGCACCGGCAUCAAGGAAAUGGCUCGCAAGCACAGCUACAUUGCUAGCUUCUUCACCGAUGAUGGCCUCUACAAUGCAGGCGUGCUGUCCCACAGCUUGUGGGAUGCUAACGGCCGCCGCAGCCUCUUCCAAAGUGGGGAGAAGGCAGGCGACCUGUCUGACAUUGGCCGCAAAUGGCUGGCUGGUCUCCUGACGCACUCGGCCGCCCUCAGCUGCUUGAUGUCACCGGGCCUGGGAUGCCGCAGCCACAUCGCCAAGACCAUCAAAGACCCCAAGCGGAUGCUUUAUGCCACCUGCGGCUGCAACGACAAUAGCAGCUCCUUCAACAUCAAGAGCCAUGGUGGGCGGGAGACCCACAUCGAUAACAAGCUGGGCUCGGCCAUGGCCAACCCUUACGUUGUGCUGGCAGCUACUGCCGCCGCCGGACUGGAUGGGAUCAGACGCAACCUGAGCGUGGAGAGCGGUUUCCACAAAGCACCAAAUCAGCAGAAGGACUUUGCCAUCCCUGUGAAGCUGGAAGAUGCUCUGGAGGCACUGGGCGAGGACCACAUCAUCCGCAGUGCCCUUGGGGAGCCCUUUGUCCAGUACUUCAUUGCCAUGAAAAAGUUUGAGAUAGAGACCCAGGAAUUGGACGACGAGAGGAACAAGUGCUUGGAGUAUUUUAUCUAAUGAUUUUCACCUGUCAAACAAAGCAUGAGACUUGAAUGAUGCUUGAAUAGGAUUUCUUUUUAAAACUGAUGUUAUGGCUAUUGUGAUAUUUUCAAAAUAAAGGUGAAGUGGCCCUCCAUGCAAAAAUGUGAAGUUAAAGUUUGUAU